Molecule: messenger RNA, 2019 nt
Organism: Solea solea (common sole)
Lineage: Eukaryota; Metazoa; Chordata; Actinopteri; Pleuronectiformes; Soleidae
Exons: 5
Coding region: 189-1289 (366 amino acids)
Molecular function (GO): protein binding
Source: RefSeq, a predicted model, not a curated record
UACGGGAUGUGGGCAGUGUUUGGAGAGGGAGAAUGUGUCAGACAGAGGGUAAACAUUGCACUGAAAACACUCACAGACACGUUGACACACAGUUUAUUCCAUAUUUUCACUGGAAAAUUUAAGACAACUUGUCCUUGCUCCACAGCUCCCACUAAACAGGAUUGCAUAUCUCGCCAGCCACCUCCACCAUGGUGCUCCUGUGCUUUGCUGUGUUGGUGCUACUGUGGUGUUUUAACUCUGCCUCAGCCACUGUUGUAGCUGACUCGGACUAUGGAGGUGUUCCGCUGUGGGUUAACCGCCUGCUGGGGGAGCCCAGUGUGCUGAGUCUGCAGGGGCGAAUGGACCCAGCCUGGUUCAGAGCCAACAACCCGCAGGCCUGCCCACAACAAUGUGACUGCCCCAUCCAGUGGCCCACAGCAAUCUACUGUGACCACAGAGGCUUGGCAAAUGUUCCAAACAGCCUGCCAAACAAAACUCAGUACUUGUUUCUACAGGGCAACAACAUCACCUCCUUGUUCACUUCUGUACUGGCCAACAUUACCGGGUUGCACUGGCUCAUUCUGGACCGCAACAAUCUGCAGAACAAUAAGCUGGACUCAGUGGCUCUACAGAACCAGACCCAGUUGAGGUACUUUUUUGCCAACCACAACCACCUCAAAUCAGUGCCUAGUGGGCUACCAGCAGGACUCAAGCAGCUGCGACUGGCCUACAACCAAAUCAGCAGCAUUAGCCCUGGAGCCUUCCAGAACAUGCACAACCUGACACUGCUGCUGCUGCAGGGAAACAGGCUGCAAACCAUCACUGAGGGAGACCUCAAAGGUCUGGACAGUCUGAAUCUGUUAGAACUAAGUGGGAAUUUGUUCUCGUCUGUGCCAGGACAUUUCCCUUCUUCUGUCCAACAGCUCUAUCUGUCCAACAACUCUCUCUCUGGGCUGGACAGCGACAGUUUUGAGGGGCUCCUCAACCUUAAGUACCUACGUCUAAGUCACUGUGGCUUGCUAAGUGGUGGCAUCCACCCAUGGGUCUUCAACUUCUCCAGUUUGGUGGAAUUGGACCUUUCAUACAACAAGCUAACUACCAUCCCCACAGUCCCGAGCACCUUGCAGUACCUCUACCUGGAAGCCAAUGAAAUACAAGAGUUCAACAUGACUAGUUUCUGCAGAGAGGUGGGACCUCUGUCCUACUCCAGAAUGAAGAUCCUGCGAUUGGACGGAAACAGAAUAUCGUACCAUCAGCUGCCUUCUGACUGGAUCUUCUGUCUACGUGUGCUUGAAAGUAUUUACGUCUGACUCCGCCCACAACUACGGCAUAAUACCGAUCGAACCCCAAUUACAAAGCAAAAACAGAGCUCAACUUGUUUUUUUAUUUUGUGAACUCAAACAACUCGGCCUUAAGCCUGAAACCAGAAAGGAGGACUCAUUUAUUAUGUCUUCAAUAUGUAGACGCACAUCAGACGCUGGAGAGAAAACCGACUUUCAAAAGAUGCCAAAGGCUGAACUCAUACACUAAAUCAGUGUUAUUUUAUCAUAAUGCCAAACCUUCUGAUCAAAACAUGUUUCAUACCACCAGUACUUUCCCUUGGGUCGCUCUCUCUCUCCCUCUUAUCCCAUCCUUUUUAAAGUUUAGCCGAAGCAGGGUUGUACAUCUGUGUGUUAUUAGCAAAUAGGAACUGUGACAAACCCUCUCAUUUAUGACUCUACAGAAUAAUAUGCUCUGGUUAAAGUGAGCUGUCUUGAAAGCAAAUGGAAAUAUGUAUGAAUGGCAAAAUUCAGUAGCUUUUCCUUGAGUCAGUGUGCUGGGCAGCGUAAAACCGCCACACCAGUCCACUUCUGGAGCUCCGUGUCAUAUGAACAUGUUUUGAUUUUUGUGGUUGAUGAUGCUAUUAUUCUGCCUCUGUUCGGUGAGCUCUAUCAAGCAAAACUAUCAGACCUGACUGAGGGACUAUUUCUUUCUCUCUCUCUGAGAUGAGAGAGAGUAUAUGAAUAUGUGUGCAUUCAUUGUUCAAAUUAAAUAAAAGAA